CACCAAAAAGGGAAGGUUGAUGACCAAAGAAGGAAAGGUUGAUGACCGAAAAAGGAAAGGUUGAGGACCAAAAAAGGAAGGUGGGGUUAUUCAUGCCGGUGGUGCUGCAUACAAGGAUGAUGGAAGCGAAGGGAGAAAAGGGAAAAAGAAGAAUAAGAGGAAGAGCAAGAGGAAGAGGAGGAGGAGGAGGAGGAGGAGAUAUCGUUGUAAUGCUUCGUCGCUUCGUCGUCGGAGUUGGAGAUCGUCGACAAGUGCGACUGAACGAACGACCUUGUGAUCGAAGAAGUCGCUCUACAUCCAGGAGUUUGCCAGGUAGCCAGCCAGUCAGCCAGCUAGCUAACUGGUCCGUCAUGGCUGCCGCCGUGGACAACCUGAUGGACUUCAACCCGCCUUCGGGGCCUUCAACUGUCAGAUCGCUGUCUGGUAAUGGAGAUCGAAGAAGCCGAGGUCGGCCAGCAGGAUUGCAGAUCAAUACUGGACUGCCAGGCGGAGAACAGAAGAUUGUAGCAGAGAGUCCUGCUUCGCAGCAACGGCCAAUGACACACUUGCAACUACGGCGCUUGCUUCAAGAUCUUUCUAAAGGCGCUGACCAGCUGCUGAAUGACUCAGAAGACAAACUCGUCAUCCGAUAUGCGUUCUACUUCCUGUCGCGAAUUCUUGGUGAGAGCGACACAUCCGUCGGCGGAGCUGCAGGCAGAAACUGGGAUGCAGUUUCCAGCCUAGACGGGCAAGGAGGUAUCGCACCAAGGGAGGCCAUUUCCGCAGUUUUGAAUUGCCUUCUUUUGGAGGUCUCAUCAAACGAUCCAUCUGCACAAGGAAGACGAGCUGCAGCACUCAAGGCCUUCGUUUGCAUGAAUCCCUCUGAUGUUGAUGCCUACACUAAACUGUACACCAUUGUGGAGUCCAUUUUUGAAAAGGUCAGUAAGAAGAAACGAAGCAGGAUUGGUUGCCAUGACCCAGUGGGCGCUCGGCAUGCGCUUGCAAAGCUUGCAGCUCUGGCGAACAAGAAUCCCCUCCUCGUUGCGAAUUCGCUUUCAAAGCUGGCUUUUCUAUCAGCUGGUGCAACAGGGCCGAUGCAAGAAUCUCCUGGUGUGCUGUUUGAGGCCAUGAAUAUUCCGGACACGUUCGCAAAAGUUUACCUGUCGAGAUUGCUUGCGACGAUGCUUUACUCACGGGAGGUUAAGCAGAGGCGUGGACUGUGGCAACAGUUUGCGAAUCUUCUCUACCAGUUGACUUGGGAUGAGCACGAAAAAGUUGCCCUUGAAGCAAUCUUGGGCAUAAUUGGCGGGGCUGGAGGAGACGGGAGUAUGGAGCUGAGGGCUGCCGGCUGGGAUCUUCUCUGUGCUGCGGAGGUGGUUGUCCCUGAAACCGCCAUGUCUAAGGAGGGGCCUUCGAAGGGAAAAGUCCCUACUGGCAAGAUGGGGAAGCGAACUAUUUUCAAGGUAGCAUGCACAAGGUUGGAUUUUGCUUUGUGCUCGUCCUCUCGCCCAUCUUUGCAUGCGGCUGCGCGUGUUGUCGGAGAGAUCGGUAAAGCUCGUGCAGCAGCUGCACUAAUGUCUGAAAAGACCAGAGCGCAAAAACAAUACAGAGAGCAAGCUAAGAGCAUGGGUGACGGUCCUUCAUCUGUUUUGGAUGGGCCCACAUUAUCGUCUCGGGCAAUUGGAGGGGGUGAUCUCGAGUGUGAACAGUGAGUUGUAUGGGCGCACAGUCGCCAUAGCCAGUUGGAAGAGAACUCAUAUCUGGUUACGAUAUCUUUGAGUACUGUGUGGGCGCAUGUCGCCAGUUCGCUGUAUCGAUGUUUGCAAGCAUGAUGAAGUGUGAAUAAGUCGAGUUCGAUUGCACUGGUGCUUUAAGCCAUGAAUAUAACAUGUUACCCAUGAUUAUAGCAUGUUGGCCAUGACGAUAGCAUGUUAGUGUUAGUCGUGACUAAAACAUUUUGGAAAUGACCAUACCAACGU
Chara braunii is the source of this 1958-nucleotide messenger RNA. The record is from the annotation of a GenBank genome assembly. NCBI's taxonomy places the organism in Eukaryota, Viridiplantae, Streptophyta, Charophyceae, Charales, Characeae.